Paramuricea clavata is the source of this 297-nucleotide messenger RNA. Lineage: Eukaryota; Metazoa; Cnidaria; Anthozoa; Malacalcyonacea; Plexauridae. The record is from the annotation of a GenBank genome assembly.
GAUCAAUAUCACGCUGUUCCUACCACACCAACCGUCAAAUCAUUCCCAACCAAUCUGAAUCUUGAUGAAGCAACAGCGAGGUAAACAACCAAAGUGCGUUUUGUAAACAUUGGUAGACACUGGUUUCCGAAAACCAGUGUCCACCACUGUUUGUGGACAAUCAUUUUCGAAAACCUUUCAAAAUUGAUAUUUGAAUGACUGUGUAUCCAUAUUUGCUCUAGCGGUUGUAGUUCAGAUCUAGGCAAUUCCGCGCAGAACAACGAACUACCUCAAGAUGGUUUUAAUGGAAGUCAACAU